CGCUGAGUAGCCAUUUUGGUCCCACCUAAAACAGACAAACCAGCUUCACUUUGGGCCGCCGGAGAUGGAAGAAACCGAGCCCACGGCGAGUAUUUUAGCCACCCGAACCUUCUGAAUCCCUCCGAAAACUACCCACCGGUGACACUCGACGCCAUGGCUUGUUCCUAGGCAGAGUUUUGAGUGAGGAAAAAAGCCUUGGGUCAUUUUUUUGGAAGUGGCGAGCGACAGCGCCUUAACGUUAGUUUAGUUAGCUUCACGGACUCCAACCCGAACGGACAGACGGACACUGAUUUGGGUUGAACACAGGCCAAGAACGGCGUGUACGCGCCAUGUAAAUAUUGAGCAUUCGGCUAUUAGGCUCGUUUUAAUCGUGCGUUUAACGGUUCAGGUGCUCGACUCAAACACGUCCGGUCUGGUUGGAGAAUUGUCACGAUCCAUGCUGAGGCAGUUUGAACGCAUAGAGCUGCCAGGCAGAGCAAUAGUUGAUAUUUAUUUUGGCUGAGAAGGUGUCGGACUCGGACGUGUGACCAUCAGAGGUUGGUUCUGGGAAGGACGAUUCAAAGAUGUCAACAAAAACCCCUUUGCCGACGGUCAACGAGAAGGUGACGGAAAGUCAUACGUCCCACAGCAAUGGGCGCCAGGAGAUCACCGCACGCUCAGCCCGGACAGGGGUGCGACCCUCCCGCAGCUCGGAGGAGGCGCACGUCGGCAACUACCGGCUGCUCAAAACCAUCGGCAAAGGCAACUUCGCCAAGGUCAAGCUGGCGCGGCACAUCCUCACCGGCAGAGAGGUGGCAAUUAAGAUAAUAGACAAGACGCAGCUGAACCCAAACAGCCUUCAGAAGCUCUUCAGAGAAGUUAGAAUAAUGAAGAUCUUGAAUCAUCCAAACAUAGUCAAGCUCUUUGAAGUGAUUGAGACAGAGAGAACGCUCUACCUGGUGAUGGAGUACGCUAGCGGAGGAGAGGUGUUCGACUACCUGGUUGCACAUGGAAGGAUGAAAGAAAAAGAGGCCAGAGCUAAAUUUAGACAGAUUGUAUCGGCGGUGCAGUACUGCCACCAGAAGCACAUUGUUCACAGAGACCUCAAGGCUGAGAACCUGCUCCUCGAUGCUGACAUGAACAUCAAGAUCGCCGAUUUUGGCUUCAGCAAUGAGUUCACUCUGGGCAACAAGCUGGAUACGUUCUGCGGUUCACCACCGUAUGCAGCACCGGAGCUUUUCCAAGGGAAAAAGUACGACGGGCCGGAAGUGGAUGUGUGGAGUCUGGGGGUCAUACUAUACACACUGGUCAGUGGAUCACUGCCCUUUGAUGGACAGAACCUGAAGGAGCUGCGUGAGCGCGUGCUCAGAGGAAAAUACCGCAUCCCUUUCUACAUGUCUACAGACUGCGAGAACCUCCUUAAACGCUUCCUGGUUCUGAACCCAGCCAAGCGGGGUACUCUCGAGGUGAGGGAGGACGCAGAAAAUCAAAUCAUGAAGGAUCGAUGGAUCAACGCAGGAUUCGAAGAGGAUGAGCUCAAGCCUUAUACUGAGCCAGAGUUGGACAUCACAGAUCAAAAGAGAAUAGAUGUGAUGGUGGGGAUGGGCUACAACUUGGAUGAGAUCCAGGAGUCUCUGGCCAAGAUGAAGUACGACGAGAUCACAGCCACAUACCUGCUGCUCGGCAGGAAGGCCUCUGAGCUGGAACCCAGUGAGUCAGCCUCCAGCAGCAACCUGUCUCUGGCCAAACCCAGACCCAGCAGCGAGCUCAACGGCCAGUCACCCUCGCACCUCAAAGUCCAGAGGAGCGUCUCCUCAAACCACAAACAGAGGCGUUACAGUGAACAAGUUGGCCAGAAUGUCCCCCCAGGGAUGGCUCAUCCAAAGAGGAGUCAGACGACAACAGCGGAGAACGGCGGGAAAGAGGAGGGAGUCCAGCUCCGUAAACCCAGCACCCCAGGGAGCCGCGGGGCUCCACCCUCCAGUCCUCUGCUGGGCAACGCCAACAAUCCCAACAAGGCCGACAUCCCUGACCGCAGGAAAGGCGCCACCACCGGCCCUGCGAAUAACACUGCGUCUGCAGGCAUGACCAGGAGGAACACGUAUGUCUGCAGCGACAGGAACAACACAGACCGCCUCUCCGUCAUCCCCAACGGGAAAGAGAACAGCAUGACUGAGAUGGCUUGUGCCACUAGCCCCUCUUCUGCCUUUGCGGCAACUGCGUUCGGUGCCUCGUCCAGUUCGGUGCGGCUGAGGUAUCAAACCGUCGGCCCCUUGUACGCUUGCCAGGCAGGCUGGGCCACGCUGCCCCACUCCUACUACGCUCUGGACUACUGCUUGCCCAACAGCGUGGCCGUGUCCCCCGGGGGCCAGAAGAACCCGGUGGCCUCGACCCACAGCAUCUCCAACGCCACCACGCCCGACCGACUGCGCUUCCCCCGAGGCACCGCCAGCCGCAGCACCUUCCACGGCGGGCAGCUGCGAGACCGCCGCAUGGCCACGUACAACGGGCCGCCCGCGUCGCCCACCCUCUCCCACGACGCCACCCCUCUCUCCCAGACCCGCAGCCGUGGAACCAGCAACCUUUUUUCCAAACUCACCUCCAAACUCACCCGCAGAAACAUGUCAUUCAGGUUUGCCAAAAGAGUCUCAACCGAGUUUGAGAGAAACAGGAGACUUGAGGGCUCAAGUCGCCAUGUACCUGGGGAUCAAAAAGGGGAAAAUAAAGACGGUAAACCCCGCUCCCUCAGAUUCACUUGGAGUAUGAGGACCACCAGCUCCAUGGAGCCCUGUGAAAUCAUGCGGGAGAUUCGCAAGGUGCUCGACGCCAACAACUGCGACUACGAACAGCAAGAGAGUUUCCUGCUUCUUUGCGUGCACGGGGACGAGCGAGCCGAGAACCUGGUGCAGUGGGAGAUGGAGGUUUGCAAGCUGCCGCGACUCUCCCUCAACGGCGUCAGGUUUAAGAGGAUAUCUGGAUCAUCCAUCGCUUUCAAAAACAUUGCUUCCAAAGUUGCCAACGAGUUAAAGCUAUGAACAAAAGGGUUUAAAAUACAUAUAUACAUAUAAGUGUAUAUAUACAUAUAUCUAGAAGUAUUUAAGCUGUACAAUCAUCCUGGUAGCAGUUUCCAAAUGUCUUCUUUUUUAAACAAAAUACAGAGUAUGUAUUGAAUAUUCUAAUGUAUAGAUUAAGGCUUUUGGCAAUAAUCACUGAAUUACCUACUAAUAUCUGUUCUGGCCACACGGGGUCAGCAUUAACGAGUUGAAUAUGAUUUGUCAUGCUGUGAAUGUGGACAAAAAGCAUUUCUAGUCUUAUUUAUUUCUUUUUUUCUCUCCCAGAUUUAAAAAAAGUAGCGUUUUUGUUUUCAGUGUAAAUAAUGUAUCUUACGUUCAAGACAGCUUCACCCCAAUACUCCUUUUUCUUUUUGUAUUUCAUUUAGAGUAGAUGGGGAGUCUGUAAAUGCUCACAUGGUUAAGGGUCACUCAUGUUGCAAUUAAAGUGUCUUGUCAACUUGAA
Betta splendens (Siamese fighting fish) is the source of this 3495-nucleotide messenger RNA. It is a transcript of the gene mark3a, whose product is annotated as MAP/microtubule affinity-regulating kinase 3a. Gene Ontology annotation, biological process: intracellular signal transduction; protein phosphorylation. NCBI's taxonomy places the organism in Eukaryota, Metazoa, Chordata, Actinopteri, Anabantiformes, Osphronemidae. Gene Ontology annotation, cellular component: cytoplasm; plasma membrane. The transcript is spliced from 19 exons. The record is from RefSeq and is a predicted model, not a curated record. Bases 564 to 3014 code for a protein of 816 amino acids. Gene Ontology annotation, molecular function: ATP binding; protein serine/threonine kinase activity.